UUGUGGUUUUAUUAACUGCAGAUUGAGCAGCCAAUUCUUUUUCUGUCUGGAUUACAAGACGAGAUGGUUCCCCCAUCACACAUGCAAAUGCUGUAUGCAAAAGCAGCUGUACGUAACAGGCAGUGUGACUUUGUAGAAUUCCCUAACGGCAGGCACAUGAACACCUGGCGAGCUGGUGGGGAUCAUUACUGGAAUACAAUCCUGCACUUCCUAGAACAACACGCGCCCAAGAACAAGGAAAACUAAUCAUCCCAGUCUCAAAAUGAAAACAAUUUCGAGGGAAGGUAACUGCUGGCAAUUUAAGCAUUUCAUAUAUCAUUUAACUUACAUUAGGAGCUCAAGCCUUGUACCCGAUUUUGAUGAUGCAGCUGUACCAAGAGCUCUUUAUGACUUGCUGUCUGCUUUUCCGAUCAUUUCACCAUGAGAAAAAGCUUUCAUUGGCAUGCAAAUAUAAGCCUGCUCAGACACCACAAGAACCUCUAACAAUGAUGUCAUUUUCCAGCAGCCAGCACAGAUGUCAUUAGGCAUCUCUCCUCUUGCUGUUGCAAACAUGCAAAGCAGUGAGAAGAUUACGUGCAAUGGAACUCAGUACUAUGCUUCAGUUGUCCGGUGACAAAUCGGAACUGGCAAUUCAUCCUUGGCUUUAUCACUCUGCCUGAUGUUACUCAUGUUUAUCGUAGGGAUUCCAACGUGGAUUGUGCUUUAAGGCCAAAAAAACAUGGAUUAUGCUUGAAAUCUUAAUUUUGGUGAUGCCUGACUUUGUUAUUAUAAGGUUAAUUAUUUUAAGAUGAUUUUAUGUGGAAAAUGUGGAGUGUGACUUUUUCUUCUGUUCCAGAUGAGCUCUCCAUUUUCCUCUUCUUUUUUCAUGAUAAUGGGAAAUUAAAAAAUAAUUGGAAAG
Molecule: messenger RNA, 898 nt
Organism: Rubroshorea leprosula
Lineage: Eukaryota; Viridiplantae; Streptophyta; Magnoliopsida; Malvales; Dipterocarpaceae
Source: the annotation of a GenBank genome assembly